Molecule: messenger RNA, 507 nt
Organism: Alternaria atra
Lineage: Eukaryota; Fungi; Ascomycota; Dothideomycetes; Pleosporales; Pleosporaceae
Exons: 1
Coding region: 1-507 (168 amino acids)
Source: RefSeq, a predicted model, not a curated record
AUGGAAGCCUUCAAGAAAGUCGGAAACCGCGAGAACGCGCCCCCUAAACACGAAAUGGUGCAUUUCCCUGGCCUCAUGUCGGAAAAGCGCAGUUUCGGCGACUUUCGAACCGUCCUCCACACAGGUCUCUACUCUCAAAUCGUCGCCAUGGAGGUCCCCGUCAACGGCGAGAUUGGCGACGAAGUACACACUGUCGACCAAAUCCUCCUAUUUACAUCCGGUAAAGGGCUCGCGACGGUGAACGGCAAGGAUCAGGAGGUCAAGGCGGGUGAUGUUGUUGUCGUGCCUGCGGGGACGCAACAUCAGUUUGUGACGAAGGGGGAUCAGCCACUCGAGUUGAUUACAGUGUAUGCGCCUGCAGAACACUUGCCAAGCAGUGUGCAUAAGACUAAGGAGGAGGGUGAUAAGGCGGAGGAGGAUGGGAUUGAUGAGGCGCCUGAGUGGGCGUUGAAACCAAAGGCUGAAAACGAGAAGAAUGGGCUGGUUAAGGAGAGUGGGAAGUAUUAG